Messenger RNA from Suillus clintonianus, 1454 nucleotides. RefSeq lists its product as uncharacterized. The coding region runs from base 216 to 1190 and encodes 324 amino acids. The transcript has 8 exons. Lineage: Eukaryota; Fungi; Basidiomycota; Agaricomycetes; Boletales; Suillaceae. The record is from RefSeq and is a predicted model, not a curated record.
AUUGAGGCUGUGAAGAUUGCGCCGAACUUGUGAGAUUACGAGACAAGAGACUAGCCCAAGUACGGGUCUGCCAGAUCAAAUAUGUAGAAGAAGUCAAUCGUUCGUUACCUUCAUCAGCCUAUCCGGGAUGCGCUGCAUGAUACACUGACGAAGAUGCCCACACCUUCGCACACCUGCCAGGCUGUACACAGCUCUAGCAUAAUAUUACUUUUGCCAUGGCUUCAACAGGAAUCCCGUUGGAUGCCGGUUCUAUACUGGCAGUGGCGCUGGAAGGCGUUGCAUACGGCUUUUCGGUCCUCAUGUUUAUAGGUACUAUCUGGUCUUUGACCUUCAAACAGCGCAUGCAGGACGUCAGUCGCCCAAUCUCCGUGGUGGCCAUCCUGCUGUUCAUAUUGAGUACCGCGCACAUGGUCGUGACCAUCAUUCGCGUCGAAGAUGGAUUGGUGAAAUAUCGUGACACGUACCCAGGCGGGCCAGUGGCGUUCUUCGCCGAUCUCACCCAGCCAACGAUGGCGAUCCAGCAUUCAUUAUACCUCUUGCAGACUCUACUGGCUGAUGGGGUAGUGAUCUAUCGCUGUUACGUUGUUUGGCAAUCAGUCUUGAUCAUUGUCCUACCAAGUAUGCUGUGGUGCAGCGUAGCAGUGACUGGUGUUUUUGUAAUUUACACCUUUCUCCAAGUCACAAAUAACUCCACAGACCUCUUCGCCAACGAGCUUGGACAGCCUGGACAGUGGGUGGCCGCAUUCUUUGCCUCGACUAUUGCAACAAAUUUAUUGAGUUCAGGAUUACUAGCAUAUCGCAUCUGGAUGAUUGAGCGCGAUAUCUCUACUGUUCGCGCCACGAAGGACACUAUGAUGCCAAUAGUCCGCGUGCUUGUGGAUGCUGCUGUUUUGUACUCUGUGGUACUCUUCACGACACUAAUCUGUUUCAUCUGCUCGAACAAUGGGGAGGUUGUCAUAUUGGAUAUGAUCAUGCCGAUUAUCUCGAUUACUUUCUACAUGGUCCUUAUUCGCAUCGCAAUCAAUAGAAAGAAUCGCGAUCCCUCGACUAUAGGUCCUCUGCAGUCCUUGCAGAUCCAUAUAUCACAAAUCACGCGCAAUGACAGUGCCUCAGUGUACGGAACCAGGAAUGAAGACCAGUCAUCAAUAUUAGCUCCGGAUGAGUCUGGAAAGGCCUCCGGAUCCUUGUGAUGUGUAAUCAUCUGAAUGACAUCAAUGUGGCCUGGACGUCAUUUAUUUCGCGAUUUCCUCUAGAGAUCUGUCUGUACUUCUAAUUUAACAUGUCUUCACGCUUCCACGGUUUUCGUUGUCCUAUUUUACCCGUCUCAUUGUAGUUAUACUCUCCUGUGGCUUCAAAGUGACCGAAGUCUCUUUGAAGAUCUGGUCAUCACGGUCUCGUAUCGCAUUAUUAGCCUAAUACAUCUGGGCAAAAAAAUUUAAUGCAGUAUACAACAC